Molecule: messenger RNA, 1099 nt
Organism: Rosa chinensis
Lineage: Eukaryota; Viridiplantae; Streptophyta; Magnoliopsida; Rosales; Rosaceae
Exons: 1
Coding region: 221-1039 (272 amino acids)
Molecular function (GO): S-adenosylmethionine-dependent methyltransferase activity
Source: RefSeq, a predicted model, not a curated record
UUGUCUCUCACGCCUCAUUCUUAUUUGACCCAAACCCCUCUCUGUUCCAUUUACUUUACUUAGAGGUGAUUAAAACCCUACUGUUCCCGGAUCUCUCUCCCCCAGUAUAUACACGUUUCGGUUGUCAUAGGGACCAAGACAGACCGAGACGGAGGUGGAGGUGGAGGUGGAGGCGGAGGAAGAGACAGAGCAAAGAAAGAUUUGAAAAGCGCCGGUUAUCAUGGCUCCCACACAAAGGAAAACCAGUACUCCCACAUACAUGAAAACAAGCACUCAUCCACCAAAACGACGAGUCACUUUCAAAUACAUAACGUUGCUCUCUUCCUUCCUCUUCCUCCCUGUCCUCUAUUUCUUCCUUCACGUCAAGCACAACCUCCAACCCACCGCCAUCGUCGACCACUCACUGCCGCACCACGUCCAAGUCCCCGACAUCCGAAUCCGCUCCGGCUACACCUCCUACAAGACCUACCUCCAGCACCAGCUCAACAAGACCCUCAACCCUAAACUCCGCAAAGUCUGGACCACCCGCGACUGGGACCGCAAAAUCCAGGUCUUCUCCGAGAUUUUCACUAGGUUGAAGCACGAAAAGCUCCUGUCAAAUAACUCUCGGGCGCUGUGUAUUGGCGCCCGAGUAGGGCAGGAGGUCCAGGCUCUGAAACGAAUCGGGGUGAAUGACUCGAUCGGGAUGGACCUCGUGCCCUACCCUCCUCUGGUUGUGGAGGGGGACUUUCACAGCCAGCCUUUUCAGAACGAGACGUUCGACUUCGAAUUCUCGAACGUGUUCGAUCACGCGCUGUACCCUAGGAAGUUCGUGGCGGAGAUCGAGCGGACGUUGAGGCGGCGCGGGGUGUGUGUGUUACACGUGGCCAUAUCGAAGCGGGGGGAUAAGUACUCGGCCAACGACCUGUUCAGUGUGCGGCCAUUGGUGGAGAUGUUUCAGAGGUCCGAGUUGGUUUAUGUCAGGAAGGUUGACGGGUUUGGGUUGGACACCGAGGUCGUCUUUCGGAAACGGGAAGUCAAACUCAUCCAACAACGGUGACAUGUCGAUUCUUGCUUUUGUUUAUUCAAAAUCUGAAUUUAGGAGAGUUUUGGUCGAAGA